AUGGGCGACGUUCGAACGGUGACCAGCGAAGGUGAAAAAGAUCCUCAUGUUGAGCCAGAGGUGAAACAAUAUUGUUUUCUUAAGCCGAGGAAAGUGGUCAGGAGCGCCGGCGAUGGCAGUACCAGAUGCCACAGAGACGCGAGACCAGCCUUUCACAACGCGAAGAGGCUUCUUAAGUUGGAAGUUAUGGACGGCGUUCUGCUGCCCUCAAACGCGUUCAACGUCGACAACCUGACCGACGCACUUCGCUACAAACCACUCCCAAGGGACAUCUUCAUAGCCACCUAUCCAAAGGCGGGUACCACCUGGACGCAAUACAUCGUAUGGGCGCUCCUCAACCUCGACAAUAAUGAGGAACCGCUGCCGUCGCUUAAGCGCAUCAAUUACGACCUGAUGCCAUUCUUGGAAUUCGCUGGCAGAAAAGCGGUGGAGAAACUUCCCGAGCCGCGGGUCAUCAAACACCACCUGGUUUUUUCCAAGUCUCCCUACCACCCAGAGGCCAAGUACCUGGCCAUCGUACGAAACCCGUUCGACUGCGUGGUGUCCUUCUACCACCACUGCCUGGACGACCGCGCCAACCUCGAAAUGGCCGAAGACGCCACGUUCGACGACUUCUUCGAGGACUUCAUGGAUGGACACGUCCCGUUCGGCGACUACUUCGAGCUGGUGUUGUCCUGGUACGCGCAUCGCAGAGACCCGAAUGUUCUGUUCUACUAUUACGAGAAGCUAAUUGAUAACCCGAAGGAAGGCUACCUCAAAAUCGCCGAUUUUAUUGAUAAGUCUAUUGGCGAAAAACUACGAGCAGAUGAGGCGCUCUUGGCGGCCGUGGUCCGCAAGACGUCUUUCAAAAACCUAAAGACCAGCGUCAUGAUUUCACACGACGAUGAGGACUCAGUCAAAGAGGAGAAAGGAGACGAGGAAGUGUUCGCACCCUUCAGAAAUUUCUUUCGCAAGGGUGUCGUCGGCGGGUGGAGGUCUUACCUCAAGGCGGAACAGGAACGCAAGCUCAGGGAAGUGUACGAAAAGCAUAUACGGGGAACGGAGAUGUGGGACGUUUGGAAGACCCACGUAGAUAUAGACAAUACGCAUGCUAGCUAA
This is a messenger RNA of Ixodes scapularis (black-legged tick), 1098 nucleotides long. RefSeq names its product sulfotransferase 1C2. Gene Ontology annotation, cellular component: cytoplasm. Lineage: Eukaryota; Metazoa; Arthropoda; Arachnida; Ixodida; Ixodidae. Gene Ontology annotation, molecular function: sulfotransferase activity. Gene Ontology annotation, biological process: sulfation. The coding region runs from base 1 to 1098 and encodes 365 amino acids. The record is from RefSeq and is a predicted model, not a curated record. The transcript is spliced from 2 exons.